GAGGUCCAUGAUGUUUGUAUGUACUCAUCUGAAAAGAAAGUUUCGAUCUUCUUGGGUUAGUUCUGUACCUCUCAACUUCAUGUCCAGCUCAAAAUAUGCCAUUACUUCCUCGUAGAAUUUUCUGAGUCAAUGUCAACUCGCAUGUUCUUCACCACCUGCUGAAUCAGAAUCUCUCAGCUCUUCAAACUCUUCAUAAUCUAACGUGUUUCUUGGUUUCUAAUGUUUCAGUUGCUUAUGAGGAGAGGGAGAUGAGCACGGUUUGAGCUUCGGAAAGUUGUUGGCAUGGCGAGCCACAGACUUGGAGAAACUGGUUUAUCAGAAGCGGGACCUUCAAGUCAUCAUCAUCACCAUCACCAUCACCAUGUUCCUUAUUCAGUUCUCGGAAUUAAUGCUUCGUCCUCCAGUUUCAUCAAUCAAGAAGGACCAGCUUUUGAUUUCGGAGAGCUAGAAGAAGCAAUGGUUCUGCAAGAAGUCAAUAUCAGAAAUGAUGCAGAUCAUAAAGCCUCUUUUUACUCAUCAGGAAGGCCUUCAGCUACUCUGGAAAUGUUCCCUUCGUGGCCAAUGAGAUUCCAGCAAACCCCAAGAGGAAGUUCAAGGUCAGUAGGAGAGAGCAGCGGUGACUCAGAAGGAUCGGGUGCGAACAACCUCAACACAACACCACUUUCUUCGAGCAAAACUGAGGCGCAGCUUGUACUAGAGUCGCCCAUCAGUAACAAGGCUUCUUCUUCUUCUUCUUCAGCUCAUCAUCAAAAGGCACAGCAACAAGAAAUGGCAAGCGUCGUCUCCCAAGAUCCACCUGCUUCUUCAAGAUCGGCCCAAGAUAAUAACAAGAAGAAGGGAACAGCUGGUACAACCUCCGAGAAACAUCUCGAUGCCAAGACAAUGAGACGUUUAGCUCAAAAUAGAGAAGCAGCUAGAAAAAGUCGUCUCAGGAAGAAGGCUUAUGUACAGCAGCUUGAAUCAAGCAGGAUCAAGCUUACUCAAUUAGAGCAAGAACUUCAGCGCGCAAGAUCACAGGGCUUGCUUUUGGGCUCUUAUGGCGGCGCCGGUGGAAAUAUGAGCUCCGGGGCUGCGGUAUUCGAUGUGGAAUAUGCAAGGUGGUUGGACGAUGAUCACCGGCACAUGUCGGAGCUCCGGACCGCAUUGAAAGCCCAUUUGUCGGACAACGAUCUGAGGAUGAUGGUGGAUGGUUACAUUUCCCACUACGACGAGAUUUUUAGGCUCAGGGGGGUCACCGCCCGAACCGAUGUCUUUCACCUCCUCACCGGCAUGUGGAGUUCUCCCGCCGAGCGCUGCUUCCUCUGGAUUGGCGGGUUCCGGCCCUCCGAUCUCAUCAAGAUGUUGAGACCCCAGCUAGACCCAUUGACGGAACAGCAGCUGAUGGGGAUAUACAGCCUCCAGCAAUCGUCGCAGCAGGCGGAGGAGGCGCUCUCGCAAGGCCUCGACCAGCUCCAGCACUCGCUCGUCGACACCGUCGCCGGCGGGCCCCUUGUCGACAGCAUGCAGCUGAUGGCCGUUGCCCUCGGCAGGCUCUCCAACCUCGAGAGCUUCGUUCUCCAGGCUGACAACUUGAGGCAGCAAACCCUUCAUCAGUUGUGGCGGAUAUUGACGGUCAGGCAGGCGGCGCGUUGCUUUUUGAUGAUCGGAGAGUACUACAGCCGGUUGCAAGCCUUAAGUUCGCUCUGGGUGUCUCGUCCACGGGAGAACUCGAUCAAUGACGACGGGUCGUGCCAAACGACAACGGAUCUGCAAGCGGUUCAAUCUGCUCAAAAUCACUUCCCUCCUUUCCGAUAGCCUACAGCUUGCGCGACGCAUUCAAGUGCAUACCUGCUUUAAUUACAAAAAUGUUGGCAAGGUUCCUAAGCCUUAGCUAAUUAGAGGGAAAAAAUAUAGCCGUUCUUCCUUCUUCUUUUUUCCAUUUCAGUUGCUUUAAUUAUCACGGUUUCUUUUAAGUUUCAUUAGUGAAUAUUAUGAUGUAAUCAUCUUGUAAAUGUGAAAUGCUCUGUGCAAAUUAGUUUAGAAA
Syzygium oleosum is the source of this 2023-nucleotide messenger RNA. Its product is annotated as transcription factor TGA9-like. The record is from RefSeq and is a predicted model, not a curated record. The transcript has 11 exons. The coding region runs from base 283 to 1794 and encodes 503 amino acids. Gene Ontology annotation, biological process: regulation of DNA-templated transcription; DNA-templated transcription. Gene Ontology annotation, molecular function: sequence-specific DNA binding; DNA-binding transcription factor activity. NCBI's taxonomy places the organism in Eukaryota, Viridiplantae, Streptophyta, Magnoliopsida, Myrtales, Myrtaceae.